Molecule: messenger RNA, 1749 nt
Organism: Solanum tuberosum (potato)
Lineage: Eukaryota; Viridiplantae; Streptophyta; Magnoliopsida; Solanales; Solanaceae
Exons: 5
Coding region: 1-1749 (582 amino acids)
Source: RefSeq, a predicted model, not a curated record
AUGGCUAACUGGGGCAUUGAAAUUUCAAGUCUGGCUCGGAAAGGCAAUGUGGAUAACCCAGAAAAUGUGAACAUCCAAGGAAAUCACAAUAACACAGAAAAUCUGAAUAAUCAAGGAGUACCACCUAUCAUACCUGCAAGACCAGUUCGUGAUGUGGCAGUCCCACUCACCGCAAAUCUAGCAUCCAGUAUUAGAAAACCUCCACCAGGGGGUAGAUUUGAACUAAAGCAGAGCAUGGCAGCCCGUUGGUGUGAGGUGUGUGGUGGUGGAAACCAUGAAGCUGAGCAAUGUGAGGAGAAUCCGGAUUCUGUGAAUUAUGUGGGUAAUGCGCAAAGAGACCAAGGCCAACAAAAUUAUGGUAAUAGUUACAACCCUAGUUGGAGGAACCAUCCUAACUUCUCAUUGGGGGGAAACCAAAACCAAAAUCAGUCACAAGGGGUGAAUCAAUACCGUACCCAAGGGGUUGGGCAGCAGUACCAAAAUCCCAACCAAAGUGUAAAUCCUAGUGCACCAAAAGGGGGGAUGACCAAUGAAGAGCUAUUCCAAAAGCUCAUGACUGAAAUAGGGACCAAGGUAAGUGCUAGAAUAGAUAAGCAGGAUGAGAACAUCAGAAACAUCCAAAUGUCUCAAAUGAGUUUGGAGAAACAAGUGGCGCAAGUAGCUAAUUAUUUGAACUUGCAUCCCCAAGGUGGGCUGCCCGGUGAUACUGAGCCCAACCCAAAGCAACUACAUGCGGUAAGUACUAGAAGAGGGCUGCAAUUACAUGAACUAGCUCCAAAGAAGAGAGACACUGAGGUUAGCACCAAAGAUAAGAAAGGGGAAGAGGUAGUAAAAAGCUCCAAUGUUGAGGCUCCCAUUCCUCAAAAGAAGUUACCGCCUCCAUUUACACAAAGGCUUAAAAAGCAGAAUGAAGAUGAAUGCUUCGGUAAGUUUCUUUCUCUCCUUAAACAGCGGUUCACAGAGUAUAAAACUGUAGCACUGACUGAGAAGUGCAGCUCCAGGAUUCAAAACAAACUGCCCAAGAAGUUGAAAGAUCCGGGGAGUUUCACUGUGCAGAUUACAAUUGGGCAAAGUGUCCAUGCCCGCGAACUGUGUGAUUUAGGGGAAAGUAUAAAUCUGAUGCCUUUGUCAUUGUAUCUAAAGCUUGGGUUGGGUAGUCCAAAAAGAACCACAGUUAUUCUCCAACUCGCUGAUAGAUCUAUUGCUAGGCCAGAGGGGGUGGUAGAAGAUGUGUUAGUACAAGUAUGUUCAUUAAUUUUUUUGGUAGAUUUUGUGGUAUUAGACUUUGAACCCGAUUCUAAAGUUUCAUUCAUCUUGGGACGACCUUUCUUGGCUACGGGUAGGGCAUUGAUUGAUGUAGCAGCUGGUCAACUAACUAUGAGGGCACACGAUAAGGUUGAGGCAUUUGAUGUUUACCGUCCUUUAAAAUUACCUUUUAUUUACGAAGAAUCGUCUGCUAUUACUGUGGUUGAUUACAUAGGAAUUGUAUCUGAAGACCCGUUAGAAAGAGUGUUAGUGGGUCAAGAGUUAGAGGGAGAUACUGAAGCUCAAGAGACUGAAUCAUACUUAAAUCUAGCAGUAGUAGAAACUCGUAGGACUCAAGUGGAGUCCUUAGAUCGCGAGUUAGGUUCCCCGCCAAAACCAUCAAUUGAAGAGGCUCCUAAGUUGGAGCUAAAAGCCUUGUCGGCUCACCUAAGGUACGCUUAUUUGGGUACUAAUGAAACCUUGCCUGCUAUACUUUCUGCAUAA